This is a messenger RNA of Solanum dulcamara, 1180 nucleotides long. Its product is annotated as PHD finger protein ING2. The record is from RefSeq and is a predicted model, not a curated record. Lineage: Eukaryota; Viridiplantae; Streptophyta; Magnoliopsida; Solanales; Solanaceae. Bases 89 to 865 code for a protein of 258 amino acids. The transcript has 7 exons. Gene Ontology annotation, cellular component: nucleus.
UCGUAAUUCAAUAUCCGAAAUUAUCUUCCCUCUUCUUCUUCCUUAGCGCUCUGUGAAACCCUAGAUCGUAAUUCAAUUUCCGACGACCAUGGCGAUCGCCAGAACCGGAGUUUUUGUCGAUGAUUACUUGGAAUAUUCGAGCACUUUGCCUGCUGAGCUUCAGAGGCUUCUUAACACUAUUAGAGAGCUCGAUGAGCGUUCACAAGGAAUAAUAAAUCAGACUAGGCAGCAGACCAAUUACUGCCUAGGAUUAGCAUCUCAGAGUCAGGGAUCAAGGAAAUAUAAUUAUGAUGAUGAUGAGGCUUUUGAGAAGUUGAGGAAGGAGAUUGAAGGAAACCAGGACAAUGCCUUAAGCCUUUGCACUGAAAAGGUUUUACUUGCUCGUCAAGCUCAUGAUAUUAUAGAUAGCCACAUCAAGCGCUUAGAUGAAGAUCUUACUAACUUCUCUGAAGAUCUUAAGCAAGAGGGAAAGCUACCUGCUGAUGAACCUCCUAUCCUUCCUCCAUUACCUUUGGUCCUUAAGACAGAGAAGCGCAAAGCACCAUAUGUAACACCCCAAUCAAAGAAGUUUGAGUACAGGGACUGGGAUUGGGACCGAGAACGUGACAGAGAUUAUGAUCUUAUGCCGCCUCCUGGAAGUCAUAAGAAAGAUUUUGCUUCUCCUGUUGAUGUUGAACAACCCAUUGAUCCAAAUGAACCCACCUACUGUGUGUGCCAUCAGGUAUCAUUUGGAGAUAUGAUUGCCUGCGACAAUGAAAAUUGCCAAGGAGGUGAAUGGUUUCAUUAUACAUGUGUUGGACUCACACCAGAGACGAGAUUUAAAGGGAAGUGGUACUGUCCGACAUGUAGACAAUUACCACAUUGAUUACUACAAGUACACCGCCUUCUAUUUGUGCUGCAACUCCUUCCACAUACAUUUUUUGAAGGGAUCUUUUGUAUGUUAAGCACCCUUGGUGUCAUGUUUCGAUUAAGAAAUGUACCAUGUACCUAUUUGGGUACUGGUCAUUUUUGGUGCCUUAGAUAUGUGAAAAAGGAGAGAGCAGAAAAAAAGGGUGGUCGGAGAAAUGUGUUGUCUGUUUGGUAAUAUCUCAUGAUCCCUGUUUUGUAUUUACAGGAUGAAACUGUUUUGUACAUGUACAAGUAUAUAUCAGAGGGAUCAUAUUUUCUAGAAACUGCAUAA